AAAACGUUGCAUUUGCGUCACUGUAAACGAACAAAUAAGUAACGACUGUUUGAAUUGUUUUGCUGUUAAAUUUGAACUGAACUAAAAUUAACAAAAAUAAACCUUAAAAGCUGUAUUGAGAAGCCUGGGUUGUUUCAAUAUAUUGUAUUCAAGUAAUUGGUACUCAACAACUGUUCAUUGAUAACCAUGGACCCCAACGAUAUAGACUUAGAAUCUAAAUGCGAGAAUCUGAUGAACAUAGUCGUAGAAUCAAGAAAAAGGUUUGGCAGAACGUGCGUAGAUUACUUCCAAAAAUGUUUGUUGGUGGAGAACAAACUAUUGAAUUUACAAGUCGAAACGAUUUCCAACUAUCGUUUUAAACCUAAAAAUGCUGUUCCAAGUGUAGACGAUGAUAAUUCUAAGGAUUUGGAAGAUUUAUUCGUUGAAAUUGCUGAGAAACAAAAGCGUAUUGAGAACUUGAGGAAAAAAUUGAAGAAUACGCAUGAAGUUGUGUUACAACUAGAAGCCGAUGCGGUUGGAAGGAAACUGCGCGUCCCUCUUACUGCUGAAAGGAUGCUUGCACAAGCGAAAGCUAAGAAAAUAUAGCCCUAUAAGUGUAUAAGAAGUAAUUUCCUGUCCUUUCUUAUUUAAAAAUGCAAAAGUAGCUGUGUCUGUCUCUGGCAGGCUUUCAAGCUAUAACUAUUGAUCAAUGAAAUUUUGUAAAUAGGUAGUAUAGAAGCUCAGAAAGGCCAUGAGCUACACUUAAACCAGUUGUAGGAAGCGGUUCCCUGCUUGAUGAAAGUGGGGAACACAUAGUUUAAAAUGUAAUUUUUACUAGUAACUAAUGUACAGGCAUGUUAUGUGAAAGAAUGAGGAUCAUGUUGCACAUAGCUGUUGAACGUAACUGAAAAAGGAGAUGACUAAAGAAAAUAAAUAGAUUGUGUAAGUCGA
Helicoverpa zea (corn earworm) is the source of this 930-nucleotide messenger RNA. RefSeq lists its product as uncharacterized. The coding region runs from base 187 to 585 and encodes 132 amino acids. Lineage: Eukaryota; Metazoa; Arthropoda; Insecta; Lepidoptera; Noctuidae. The transcript has 2 exons. The record is from RefSeq and is a predicted model, not a curated record.